AUGUUUAAAUAUAUAAUUCAGAAACAUGGCCCAUACUAUAACAGGUGGGGAUACUAUGCUACUCAUUUUGGAAAUAAUUUUAAAGGAAUUCAAUUUUAUUCUCAAAUAGGGGAAAAACAUCGUGCUUUAAAUGAUAGUACUAUUUACAAUAAAAAUGAAAUAAAUAAAAAAAUUGAUAAAGUUGAAAAUGAGAAUAAAGAAAUACUUAUGAAAAAUCCUAUUUUAUAUGUUAGUAGUGAAGCUAUAAACAAAAUGAAAGAAAUAAAUAAACAAUAUGAAAACAAAAAAGCUUUAAAAAUUCAAGUAGAAGCAGGGGGAUGCUCAGGUUUUCAAUACUUUUUUUCAUUAACAGAUAAACAUAAUAUAAAUGAAAAUGAUAUAAUUGCAUAUGAUAAAGAAUUUGUUAUAGUAAUAAAUAAAGAAGCUUGUGAUAUUUUAAAAAAUAGUAAAAUACAUUAUUUAAGUAACCUUAUUUCAAAAAAAUUCGUUAUUGAGAAUAUUCAAAAUAUAUCAUCUAAAUGUUCCUGUGGAAAUUCCUUUGAUAUUAUUUUUUAA
Messenger RNA from Plasmodium berghei ANKA, 555 nucleotides. RefSeq names its product iron-sulfur assembly protein, putative. Gene Ontology annotation, cellular component: mitochondrion. NCBI's taxonomy places the organism in Eukaryota, Apicomplexa, Aconoidasida, Haemosporida, Plasmodiidae. Gene Ontology annotation, biological process: iron-sulfur cluster assembly. The transcript has a single exon. The coding region runs from base 1 to 555 and encodes 184 amino acids. The record is from RefSeq and is a predicted model, not a curated record. Gene Ontology annotation, molecular function: iron ion binding; 2 iron, 2 sulfur cluster binding; 4 iron, 4 sulfur cluster binding.